Neltuma alba is the source of this 1568-nucleotide messenger RNA. RefSeq lists its product as uncharacterized. Gene Ontology annotation, biological process: developmental process involved in reproduction. Lineage: Eukaryota; Viridiplantae; Streptophyta; Magnoliopsida; Fabales; Fabaceae. The record is from RefSeq and is a predicted model, not a curated record. The transcript has 9 exons. The coding region runs from base 464 to 1354 and encodes 296 amino acids.
UCCCCCCUCAUGCCCAACAAACAUCGGGUCAGUCUCCCCGCUCACGGCGGCCUCACGCCUUGCUCUCACCGUCGUUGGCUUGGCGCUCACUGCCUCACCCUCACACGUCACAGCUUCACACACGCGGCACGCCGUCGGUCGUAGAAUAUCUCAGCCAUAGCACGUCUCAUCCGGUGCUCUGUCUCUGCUCGACACCACACAAUCCGUGGCCUGUCCUCUCCUCCUAAUCCCAAUCCCUCAAUCUCAAUGGGUCAAUCUUUCAGCCACACACUCUCUUCUUGAAUCUUGAUUUUGCAGCUUUGUUGCCGGGGGCUUGUGAAUCUCAGUGAGGUCCAUAAUCUCAUCUCACUCCCUUAGCCCUGCUCGCUGAUGCAAUUGAUCUCAUUGGUGCCUGAUUGAUUCUCUGAUCCCGGCCACAUUGGGUUUCUUCCAUAACAGCAGCAGCUGCAGUUACCAUUCAUAAAUGGAGGCUCUGUACUCCAAGCUCUAUGACAAGUAUACCAAGCUAAAGGCUAAGAAACUUUCUGAGUUUGAUCAGAUAAAUAAAGAUCAAGAAGUUAAAUUUAUAAAGUUUAUGUCUGCUGCAGAUGAUUUGAUAGAGCACUUGAAGGGCAAAAAUAACUGGUUGCAUGAACAAGUAAAUGAUUUGAGAAGUGAAGUUGCUUCGAUAAGGCGUGCCAAAGACAAAGAGGUUGCUGACUAUCAAAGGCUUGUAAUGGAGGAGAGCAAGAAAAAUGAGGCUCUAAUUGAAGAAAUUGAGAAAUUCCAAAAGCUACAUCCGGAUGGACAUUCUGGUAACUUGAAGCAAAACAAUAAUAAAAUGCAUGAAGAUGAUGAGCUUCGUGCUCUAUCCAAUACCUCAUCCAUGAGAAGGACUAGGAAACGUGCUAGGAAUGAUGCAUCAGAAGAAAUAGAUAGGUCUACACCAUACGGAAAUGCUGCAGACAAUUCUGUGGCACGAGACUCAGCAGCACAAAACUUAUGCAAUGAGACUGCCAUUGCUGAGCUGAUAUGUGGUUCUGGGGCCAGUGACCAAUCAGGUGUUAAUUUGCAGGAAAGAAACUGGCUAGUUCAAGCUCUUUUCGAGCAUGUCCUGGGCAUGAAAUUAUCCACUGACUAUCAAACUGAACGAGUAUGCAUUUCCGCCCUCCAUCAAUCAAGUGGUUAUUCUUUCAACUUGACUUGGGUAAGCAAAGCUCCUGGAGAGGAAGUAGAGCUUGUAUAUCAUGUUUUAUCUCUGGGCACAUUUGAAAAAGUGGCACCAGAAUGGAUGAGAGAGGAUAUCAUGUUCAGCACCAGUAUGUGCCCCAUCUUUUUUCAAAGGGUAUCUCGUGUUAUCAAGCUAUGCUACUGAGCUUCUUGCAAUAUUGGACUUUGCGGGUCAUGUCUGCACAGUUUUAACUGUAGUCUUUGGAUGCUACAUUGAUGUAAAAUUGCCGGCUUAGAACCUAUCUGAGUCUUAACUGUAUGAUACUCAAUUUACCAGUUUAAAUGUAGUCUUUGGAUGUUGGCUCGAUGUAAAAUUGUUGGCAGAUCAAUGAAUCUUUAUAAGAAAUGGAAGUAACUUA